UGUGCACGUGAAAUAUGCAUAUGCUUGGACCAUGUGGAGCUCCUAUAUAUAGGAUGACGAAACUAUGUUGUGCUCGAAAAUAACGAAACACAAAGCACAAAACAUGAACAACAAUACCUCCUCAAAACGACCAGAAAACCAAUUCUAUGACGACGACGAAGAUGAUAAGACUUCGUCGGUGGUGUUGAUUCCGGGAUUGCCGGACCACUUGGCCCAGCAAUGUCUUUCCGCCGUCCCGCCCUCCCUUCUCUACGGCGUUUGCCGCUCCUGGCGCCGCUUCAUCUACUCCCCUUCUUUCCCUCCCUUCUACUGUCUCUACGCUCUGCUCUCUCCUUCUUCAUCAAUGGCUUCCUCGUCAUCGUCGAUUGCAGCUUCCACGGGGAAGCCAGAAGUGUUAGAUCUAAAGUAUAGUAUAAGGAUACAGAAUAAAAUCUACGAGAAACCUAACCUCAUAGUCAGGAAUUCUGGUAAGUCAGAAGUUCCGUCGAGUUCGAUUGAAUUCUUGUGUCUAGACCCCCUUUCGUCGAAGUGGGCCCGCCUCCCAAGCCCGCCGCCGGAACCUCCUCUGAAAAUCCUCCACCGCCACCCUUCCUUUAUUUCUAGAACCCUCCCGGUCCAAUCAUUAGCCGUCUCCGGCAAGCUUCUCCUCGUCGCCGGCACCACUCACAACUUCGUUCCCGCGCUCGACCGUCCAUUGUGCUUUGACCCGUCUUCCGGCGAGUGGUUUUCCGGCCCGCCGUUCACCGCCCCUCGCCGCUGGUGCGCCACCGGCUCCGUCCACGGCCAAGUCUACGUGGCGAGCGGCGUCGGGUCCGGGUACCAGGGUGACGUGGCGAGGUCGUUGGAGAAAUGGGACGUUAGCGAGAAACCCGCGGACUGGAAAUGGGAAAAACUAACUUCCCUGAAAAACGGGCAGUUUUGUCGGGAAGCCGUUGAAGGCGUGGGGUAUAAAGGUAAAUUGUGCAUGGUAAAUAUAAAAGGGAACGCGGUAAAAGAAGGCGCCGUUUACGAUGUGACGGCGGACCGGUGGGAGAAAAUGCCGAGAGGAAUGCUGGAGGGGUGGAACGGGCCGGCGGCGGUGGCGGAGGAGACGACGGCGGGGGACGGAGAUAAUGAGAUUUAUAUGGUGGAUGAAGCGAUAGGUUCGUUGAGCAGGUAUAAACCGGAAGAUGACAGUUGGGAGGAGGUGAUUCAGUCGUCGGAGCAUCUGAAGGGCGCAGAGCGGAUUGCGGUGGAGAGAGGCAAAGUUUGCGCCGUGUCUGGCCGUGGACGGUGGGUCACGGUGGUGGACGUGGCGGCGCAGCCGGCUAGGAUUUGGGUUGUGAAUCCGCCGCCGGAGAUGGAGUUCAUUGCCGUUCAUAUAUUGCCAAGGAUGAAGAGUGUAGAAAACUAAAUUGCGAAUUCAAUUCUAAGAAAGAAAAUUAGUAAAUUACUCAUGUUUUUUUUCUUUAAUCAAUCAAUAUAUAAUUGAGUAGAAAAUUUUUAAAUGUUUAAUUAGUUCUUAUUUUAUUUUGUAAUUUUAAAGAUAUUUUUCAAAAUCUAGCGGCCAGUUAGGUAUAUAUACUAUAGUACAUACCUUAACAACAAAAAAAUUAUA
Molecule: messenger RNA, 1597 nt
Organism: Ipomoea triloba (trilobed morning glory)
Lineage: Eukaryota; Viridiplantae; Streptophyta; Magnoliopsida; Solanales; Convolvulaceae
Product: F-box/kelch-repeat protein SKIP25-like
Exons: 1
Coding region: 65-1393 (442 amino acids)
Molecular function (GO): protein binding
Source: RefSeq, a predicted model, not a curated record